UCUAAGAAUGGAUCAGGAUCUCAACUUACCACUUUUAAGCAAGUAGCUGCCUCUUGAAAGAAUUCACAGUUUCUUUCCAAGUCUCGAAAACCCGGCCCUCCCCCUCCUUAUCUCUCUUUCCCUCGAUUUCCCUUAUCCCUAAUGGAAGCAAAAAAUAUUGUACCCCUACAGCCACCCACUUAUGGAAAUGUAAUCACUGUUCUCAGCAUUGAUGGCGGAGGAAUAAGAGGGCUUAUACCAGGAACCAUCCUUGAUUUCUUAGAAUCUGAGCUUCAGAAGCUGGACGGGGAAGAUGCAAGAAUUGCAGAUUAUUUUGAUGUGAUUGCAGGAACAAGCACAGGCGGCCUUGUAACUGCCAUGCUAACUGCUCCAAAUGAAAAGAACAGACCUGUCUUUGCUGCUAAGGAUAUCAAGGACUUCUACCAAAACCAUUGCCCUAAAAUAUUCCCACAAAACAAUUGUCCUCUAUUUCCACUUACUACAAAGGUCCUCAAAGCCCUUUCCGGACCCAAGUACGAUGGGAAGUAUCUACAUAACCUUGUUAGGGAAAAGCUGGGAAGUACAAGAAUGCAUCAGACUUUGACUAAUGUUGUCAUCCCAACCUUUGAUCUCAAGCGACUGCAGCCAACCGUCUUCUCUAGCUAUGAGGUAAAAAAAAACCCAAGCUUAGAUGCCCUACUCUCAGAUGUCUGUAUCUCAACCUCAGCUGCACCAACUUAUCUUCCACCUUAUUACUUCGAAACCAAAGACCCAGAAGGGAACGUCAGAGAAUUCAACCUUACAGAUGGUGGGGUUGCUGCUAAUAAUCCGGCUUUACUUGCCAUUGGUGAAGUGACAAAGGAGAUCCUUAGAGGAAGUCCCGACUUCUUCCCUAUAAAACCAAUGGACUAUGGCCGGUUUUUGGUCAUAUCAUUAGGAACUGGCUCGCAUAAAGACGAAGAGAAAUACAAGGCUCGUGAUGCAGCCAAGUGGGGCAUACUAGAUUGGUUAACCAGAGGUGGUUCCACCCCAAUAAUUGAUGUAUUUUCUCAAGCAAGUGCAGAUAUGGUUGACGUCCAUCUCUCUGAGGUUUUCCAAGCCCUUCAUUCUGAGGAAAGCUAUCUGCGGAUUCAGGACGAUACAUUGAGUGGGGUAGUAUCUUCUGUGGACGUUGCCACAACGAAGAACUUGGAUGAUCUUGUCAAAGUUGGAGAAGAAUUGCUGAAAAAACGAGUCUCUAGGGUGAAUCUGGAUACUGGCCUCUUUGAACCUACAAAUAGCGAAACAAAUGCAGAGGCUCUCGUAAGGUUUGCAAAACUUCUUUCCCAAGAGAGGCAUCUUCGUCAUGCUAGGUCUCCCGUUGGACAAGUUAAAAGUCAUGAUAAUCAUGAUGUCACCUUUUACUAGGGUUUUCGCUUCCCUGUUCCUCUCGUUUCUGGCCUCCCAAUCAAACUUUCAGAGUGUCAACGUGCAUGCAUACCAAACCAGCAGUGGAUUGUUCUUUCACCUACCUAAUAAACGCUAAC
Molecule: messenger RNA, 1505 nt
Organism: Juglans microcarpa x Juglans regia
Lineage: Eukaryota; Viridiplantae; Streptophyta; Magnoliopsida; Fagales; Juglandaceae
Product: patatin-like protein 2
Exons: 7
Coding region: 142-1386 (414 amino acids)
Biological process (GO): lipid metabolic process
Molecular function (GO): glycerophospholipase activity; monoacylglycerol lipase activity
Source: RefSeq, a predicted model, not a curated record